GCAAAGUUGAAGUCUGAAAACACUAAGUGUACCGCUAAAGGAAGUGUUAUUUUCAAAAAGCCCUUCCAGAUGCCUAUUGUUCAUAUGUCCUCAUGUGUUAUUUUUUCGUAUCUAAUUGUGAUAACUUGCCGAAGAAACUCACCCAUAACAAUCGGAAACCGUUCAAAAUUCUUCCAUGGCAGAACACUGGUCAGUCGGACCCACAGUUCAUUUUGGUUCACAUUCGCUUCUUCCCUCCACUGACCUUCAAAUAUUGUGGGACCUACUUCAGUGUAGGGACUGCUGGUUCAGACGCAUUUAUCACCAACUUGCUGUCAACGAACUUCGGUCAAAUUCAGUUGUGGCACUAAGCCCUCGGAAAAGUUCAAUCCCUUCUGUUCCCUUCCAUAGUCUUACGAGAGCGAUCCAAGCAGUCUUACGUGGCCUCAAUCUAAAUCGUAAAUGCCCAUCAAAACUAGACACGAAAGCGACCAACUUAGCAUCAUUUCUGCAUUUGCAUAUAAAGACUAGUUAUCAUCAUAUAACUGUAGUCAGUACCAAAUUCUGUAUCAAAAGACAGUAUUGGGUCUGCCCUUCUCAUGGACGUCGUUUGUUCGAUUUGCUAUACUGUAGUGGCAACUUUAGUAUUCCGGAGCGGAAAGAUGAGUUAGACUUCGAUUUAACUAUUCGUUCAAUAAUCCCUCAGGGUCAAUCUGAUUUCUUUCGAUCUGUUCAGCUUUCAAGCUCCUCAGAUGAAAGUGAUGAACCGGAACAGACUUUUUCUGUUCAGAUCCACACUCCAGAGCUGUAUAUAGUAAAGCCAAAUCCAGAAGGUUCUCACAAUCAUUUGUCUACGAAGGCAUGUUCCACCGAACCCGAAAAAUUCAUAAGCAAACAACUUUAUGAAGUCAACAGGAAAUGGUCGUUCAAAUACAGUGUAAAUGACUUAAACCAUAAACAUCUGUACAGUGAAAACGAAGCUCGACAUACCUGUGAUUCUCACAAUGAAAGAAAACUAGAUGGUCCAAAACAUGUGCAUUUUCCUAGGGGGAACCCUAUCUCUGCUGUAUACAAUCUUUAUACAUAUGCUACAGCAAGCAGGUUGGAAAGGUCUAAUCGUAUUUGGGAAAUAGAAGCAAGGUCUCGCUACUUCGAUCGUUUGAAGUAUUUAAUAUCAAAUGGUUUCGAGGCUGACCUAGCAUCCCAGUUGGCAGGAGAUGAUGAAUCUACGGAAAUUCACUCUAGUGUUAAUAAAGCUCUUGACAAUAAAGCAUAUAAGCAAGACAAUCUCAAACCGACGAAUAUAAUAUCUAAGCGUUCAAAACCUCGACAUCGCAAACGUAAUCGAAAACGUGGAUCCAACCCAGUAUCCCUGUUAUCUUCACAUUCACAUAAUGCAACCGACCCUAGUAUUUCACGAAAUAAAAUUGAUGAUAACUAUCAGAAAUGUGUAUCCCUUGCACAAUAAUUAUCAGGUUAAGCAGAUGUCCUUUGAGCUUUUGUCUCAAUUUAUUGUACAGUUUUCAUUAAAAUCUGUGAUAUCUGUCAGUGAUUUGAUUGCACGUUAUUUUUUAUACAGAAUCUCAUUAAUUCGAUAUAAACUACUGUUCUCACUUGUCACUGUUUUCAGAUUUUUAUCUAGUGUUAGCUUUCUUAGACUAAUCUAUGUUAAUAUUCCAAAAGUACAGCUUUAAGAAUCG
Schistosoma guineensis is the source of this 1679-nucleotide messenger RNA. The record is from the annotation of a GenBank genome assembly. NCBI's taxonomy places the organism in Eukaryota, Metazoa, Platyhelminthes, Trematoda, Strigeidida, Schistosomatidae.